Molecule: messenger RNA, 1022 nt
Organism: Phaedon cochleariae (mustard beetle)
Lineage: Eukaryota; Metazoa; Arthropoda; Insecta; Coleoptera; Chrysomelidae
Source: the annotation of a GenBank genome assembly
UGCAUCCCUGCUAACUAAAUGUCAAAUUGUAGUUUUUGGUUUUUGGUAAUAAAUCUGGAAUUUUUUAUUGUGGCAUUUUUGGUUUUCCUAGAAAAAAUUCCAGACGGAAAAUUUUGAAAUACGCUGGUGUACGAAACAUUACCAGAACAAUGUCGAGAGAAAUGCAACUGUUCAAAGUAUGCAAAGGCGUUCUUACUGGGCUACAGGCACGUAACAUCCAUGUUACGCCCGCAGCAUUUGCUGCAGUAGCAGAAACCAAAAAAGCACCUCGCAAUAAGACAUUUGCAGUCUACAGAUGGAAUCCAGAUGAGCCUGACAAGAAGCCCUACAUGCAAGAAUACACUAUAGAUUUGAAUACUUGUGGACCUAUGGUCCUGGAUGCCCUAAUAAAAAUAAAAAACGAUGUCGACACGACCUUGACUUUCAGAAGAUCAUGCCGUGAAGGAAUAUGUGGUUCUUGUGCAAUGAAUAUUGGUGGUGUCAAUACUUUGGCAUGCAUAAGUAAAAUUGAUGCCUCAAGUGGAAAAGCAACAAAAAUUUAUCCCCUGCCUCAUAUGUAUGUUGUGAAAGAUCUAGUUCCAGAUAUGAAUAACUUCUACAGACAGUACAAAUCCAUCCAGCCUUGGUUACAGAGAAAGGACAGCAAGCAAAAGCAAACUGGUGGUGCUCUCCAGCAGGACAUCCAAAGUAUAGAGGAGAGGCAGAGGCUAGAUGGCCUCUAUGAAUGUAUUUUGUGUGCCUGCUGUUCCACUGCAUGCCCCAGUUACUGGUGGAAUGGGGAAAAAUACUUGGGACCUGCAGUGCUAAUGCAAGCCUACAGGUGGAUAAUUGAUCCAAAAGAUGCAGCAACAGCUCAGCGUCUUGAUAACUUAAGAGAUCCUUUCUCUGUUUAUCGUUGUCAUACAAUCAUGAAUUGCACCAAAACAUGUCCAAAGGGUCUUAAUCCUGGUAGGGCCAUAGCUGAGAUUAAAAAACUUUUGGGAGGAGUGGCUAAAAAGGAAGAGGCAAAAGCUGUAGCUUAA